Rhinichthys klamathensis goyatoka is the source of this 1027-nucleotide messenger RNA. Its product is annotated as E3 ubiquitin-protein ligase RNF183. Gene Ontology annotation, molecular function: ubiquitin protein ligase activity. The transcript has 2 exons. The record is from RefSeq and is a predicted model, not a curated record. Gene Ontology annotation, biological process: protein ubiquitination. Lineage: Eukaryota; Metazoa; Chordata; Actinopteri; Cypriniformes; Leuciscidae. Bases 455 to 1027 code for a protein of 190 amino acids.
CUCUUUGUUUCUCUGUCUUUCAGGUCAUGGUUGUAGUUUACUCUGCUGAUCUGCCUGGCGGCUGUAUUUGACUACGGACUGAGUGUUUCCUCCUCCUGCUGCUCCAGUAUUCAAAUGCUGCCAUUCUUUAUAGCACAGUGGAAGAGAGAGACUAAGAAAGAGAGCUGAGCGAAAAGACAGAAAGUGGUAGAGUGACUCUUGGUGUUUUGUUUUUUUGUUUUUCUAUGUAAAACAUGUCAGGAGAACUGUGGUAGAUCUCCAAAGAGAGAAAGAGAGACGCCGACGCAUCUCAUUCUCUCUGAAAGACAACAAAGACGCAAACUAAAGCCUCGACAUCCAGGACACAAAAAAAAAGAAAAAGAAGAGACAUCUUUCCAGAAGAUGAACAUGCCACAUCAUCAUGGACCUUGAGGAUGCCCUUUGACUUCCCUCUCUCUCACCUCCCCCCUCUGUCAUGGAGUCUGACCCGAACCACCUCUGUGACCCCUACAAACCAGACGCGGAUGACGGCGAGCUGCCCGAUCUGGAGUGCGCCAUCUGUUUCUGCCAGUUCAACAACAUCUUCAACACCCCUAAAGUACUGGAAUGCAAACACACCUUCUGCCUGGAGUGUCUAGCGCGGAUGAACGUGAAGUCCGCCCAACCCAACACCAUCCAGUGCCCGCUGUGCCGUGCCUACACCCCGUUACCAGACCUGGGUCUUCCCAAGCUUGCGAACGACUCCACGGUGCUGUCCUACCUCCCGACCGCCAUGCAGCACGUCUACAGCAUCCGCUUUAAUCGCGACAAAGGCAAACUGCAGGUGAAGAGAGUGCCCAGCUCUGCCCCGGCUCUAACACACACCAUCAGCCAGAGCCUAGACGUCGGGAACCCGGCAGGAGAGGUGGGGGGGCGCGCCUCGGCCAGAGAGAGGUCUGUGCUGAUCACCAUACUGUGCUCGCCACUGUGCAAAGCUUUCCUCAUGAGUACGGUGGCCAUAAUGACGGUCAUUCUCAUCAUUGUGAUCAUCGUCUUGAAACCUCAUUAG